UUCCCACUUUAAACCCUUGUUCACGUCAUCUGCGGGAAUCGCCCGCAACCCACGGCCCCUAUAACACUACCACCCCCCCGCAAAAGCGCAUAUCGCAUCUCAAUCCUCAAUUCACUUCCAACAUGACGCCACCUACCGACGAAGAAUCGAAACCUGCCUCCUCAACUUCAUCAACAAGAACCAUCACAGCAAUCCCUCUCGAGGCGCCAGUGUCCCUGCCCCUCCGUCCUACCCUCCGCGAGCGCUACAACCAUCUCGUAACCCGGUUACUUCCACAGCCCUACUACCUCCAUCCACUUCUCACCCGCUCCCGCCUCGCCAUUGCUCUUCUCUCCUUCAUUUUCCUCCUUCUGCUCCUGAUAAUCAUCCUCCCCAUCCUCCUCACCCACCGCUCAUCCGCCAAUGUUACCCUUCCAACCGGGGCAGAGACGUAUUCUGGCGACGGCACGUACUAUGGCACCGGCCUUGGCGCAUGCGGGAUCGCCAGCAAAGACUCGCAGAUGGUCGUCGCAAUCGCCUGGGAGCUGUUCGAUCACCUGGGUAAGGGCUCCGCUGGCGAGUUCAAUCCCAACCUAAAUCCCGUGUGUGGACGGAAUAUCCGGGCGCGGAGGGCGGGGCGCACGAAAGCCGUCGAGGUCACGGUUGUGGAUCGAUGCACGGGAUGCGAGCCGGAGGAUUUGGAUUUUAGUCCAACGGCGUUCAAUGGCAUUGCGGAGGAGUGGGAGGGCCGAGUGAGGAUUGAGUGGGCGUGGGUUUAGUGGGGC
Molecule: messenger RNA, 764 nt
Organism: Tricharina praecox
Lineage: Eukaryota; Fungi; Ascomycota; Pezizomycetes; Pezizales; Pyronemataceae
Product: RlpA-like double-psi beta-barrel-protein domain-containing protein-containing protein
Exons: 1
Coding region: 123-758 (211 amino acids)
Source: RefSeq, a predicted model, not a curated record